GAGAAUGUCGUUGCACGUUUUUCCGCAAUAAAAAAUCAAAGGCGAACAUUCUAGCUUAUGAAAGAAAAUACUGGGGAUUCCUCUCCCUACGGAAGAGAGCAGCCCAUUCUGGUCCCUCUUCCCCACACUCUCAGAAUCUGCCUUCUAUCUUCUUCCAACAGGGAUUGAUUAGCACAAGACAAUAUGCAGAGGGGAAGAGAAGGUCGAGAUGAUUUCUUCCAUUCAGGUGACCUGUUUGGUAGUUUUCGGGGCUUUGGAUCCCAUAGAAGUAUGAUGCCUAGCCUUUUUGGAGAAAGGGAUCCAUUUGAUGAUCCCUUUUUCAUUCGCCCCUUUGGAAGCUUGUUUGAUUCUGGCAGGUUUGGUUCAAGUGCUGCAACCAAUGGGAAGGAUCAGACCAGUAGAGCAACAAGAAUAGUAAUAGAAGAGCUAACCUCUGAUGAUGAGGGACUGAAUGAGGAAGAUGAAGGCACUGGGGUUGAGAAGGAUAAUAAUCAUCAAAAGCAUUCUCGGCCAAGCAAAGAACCAUCUGUUGAGCAUCCAGAUGAUGACACCGAUGAGACAAAGAGCAAGAGUUUGAUUUGUGGAAAUGACCAUAGCAAGGUUGAAGGGGAACAUUCCCAGGCUAGCAGAGUCGGUGUUCAGACUUGUAGAGUCACAUAUGGUGGUGUUAAUGGAGCAUAUUACACAUCUACUAGAACCACAAAGACAGGCACUGAUGGAGUGGUGCUUGAGGAGACUAAAGAAGCAGAUAGAGCAACAGGUCAAGCAAAACAUAGGAUCUCUAGAGGAAUUCAUGACAAGGGUCACUCAGUUACAAGGAAGCUCAAUUCAGAUGGUAAGAUGGAAACAUUGCAAACUUUACACAAUCUAAAUGAAGAUGAGCUUGCUGGUUUUGAAGAAGCUUGGAAAGGUAAUGCUAAAGGGAAUUUGCCUGGCGGGGAAGAUGGAUUUCAUAUGCAUGGCAAUGCAGGUUCUAGUAGCAGUAAACAGGAGAAGCCAGGUUGGGGAGGUUGGGCCCUCCCAUCUGUAGAGGAGCUCUGGAAAGCUGGAGGAAUGGGACCAGACAAUGAAGGCAGGAACAAUUUUUCUGCUGGGAGAACCAAAAAGGUUUUUGGGACAGACAAGUGGUACUGGUUUAUCCUUGCUUAUUUGAAAGAGGAUAUACGACGGAUGCCGGCGCUGCAGGGGCUUGAAUAUCCGUCAAAGCCCGACUUUGAUUCCCACGAGUUCUAAGAAUCACCGGUGUCACAUUUCAAUAAAUCCAGAAUCCGGCCUUAGUGAGAGGGCAGAUCAAGGAAAAAGCAUGUGGCCUUGUGGGCGGCGGAAUAGUGAGGAUAGGCUCGAAGGGCUAGUGUUUAUUUCAUGUUUUUAAUCAUGAUAUAUUGGGAAGUUAUGGAAGUGUAAGAUAAGGGCAGCAAGUUUUUCAUGUAGGCUUUGUUGUAUGGUUGAUUGAAUCUCAGUGGCUUCAGCACAUGUUAGAGAUAGCCAAUCAAGUGUUCGCUUGUUAGCAACAUGCAUGCCAGAAUGAAUUUGGAUCCUCUUUCCUCCUA
Alnus glutinosa is the source of this 1550-nucleotide messenger RNA. RefSeq lists its product as uncharacterized. Lineage: Eukaryota; Viridiplantae; Streptophyta; Magnoliopsida; Fagales; Betulaceae. The transcript is spliced from 9 exons. The coding region runs from base 184 to 1233 and encodes 349 amino acids. The record is from RefSeq and is a predicted model, not a curated record.